Molecule: messenger RNA, 2661 nt
Organism: Leptosomus discolor (cuckoo roller)
Lineage: Eukaryota; Metazoa; Chordata; Aves; Leptosomiformes; Leptosomidae
Source: RefSeq, a predicted model, not a curated record
AUGCUGCGAAGGACCAGGGCUGCUGUGCUGCUGCAGAAGACCCUGAGGAUGGUUCUGGCCCGGCGCUCCUACCUCCGCACACGCCAGGCAGCCAUCACCAUCCAAGCCUUUGCCCGGGGCAUGUUUGCCCGGCGUCUUUACCAACAGCUGCGGCGGCUGCGUGUCGAGGCACGCUCGGUGGAGCACUACAAGCAGCUGCACAAGGGCAUGGAGAUCAAGGUGAUCCAGCUGCAGUGCAGGCUGGAUGAGCAGGCCCAGGAGAAGCAGCGGCUGGAGGAGCAGCUCUUGGGGCUGAACAGUGCCCACGCUGAAGAGGUGCAGCGGCUGCGGGCUGAGAUGCAGCGGCUGCGGGAGGAUGCAGCCCGCGAUGCCCAGGUCCAGCAGCUGCAGAAACGGCUGGCUGAGCUGGAAAGGCACAGCAUGAAGAGCUGCCUGGACCGGGAGGUUGAGGAGCUCAGGCAGCGCUUGGCAGAGGUGGAAGCCAUGAAGCUGCAGCUGGGUGAGGAGAGGGAUGCACUGGUCCAGCGCAUAGUGGAGCAGUCACAGGAUCUGGAAGAGCAGCACAAGCGUGCGGCACGGGAGAGCCAGGGGCUUCUGCAGGAGCUGGAGGAGGAGCGGGCCCGCUACCAGAGCCUGGUGCAGGAGUAUGCCCGCCUGGAGCAGGGCUAUGAGAACCUACAGGAUGAAGUGGCCUUCCACAGGCAAAGCACCUUGAGACGGUCCCCUUCGUCAGAGAGCUUCUUGGGCUCCGAGAGCAGCUACUUGUCCUCCAUGUCCACAGCUCCCUCACGAGAUGGGUCUGACCAGCAAGCUGAGGGUUUUUUGGAGCACUGGCAGCCAGUGCCGGAGGGGCCACAGCCCCAGCCCAGCCGUGAGGUGCCACUGAACAGCGGUGUGGGCCAGGAUCCCUUCGAGAAGGCAUACCUUCUCCUCCUGGGGCGGCUCAAGGCUGUUAACGAGGAGCUGGCCCGGACGAGAGAAGAGCUGCGAAGGUCCAAGGCCCCCGUGGAGCUGGAGGAGAGGAAACCAUUGGACUUCCUCAAGUGCAGGAACAUAGCUGAGUUGCUGGGGCUGGGCAGGAGCCCCGAGAAGGUGGCGGUGGAUGAUGACUUGAAGCAUGCGUAUGAUGCAGUGCAGGUUGCCAAUAGGCUGCUGGCGAGUCAGCUGCGGGAGGAGAAGCAGCAGCAUGAGGAGGAGGUAGAAGGGCUGCACCUCAACAUCUGCUCACUCAAGCAGCUGAGCCAGCAGCAGGCAGCCCUCAUCCAGGACCUGCAGCGGCACCAGGGGCAGGAGGGGCUGCAGCACCAUGUCCUGCAGCUCAAGGAGGAGAACUGGGAGCUGGCCCAGAAGCUGGAGAAACAGGAGAGGACCACACUGAAGCUCCAGAAGCAGCUGAGAGCCUAUGCAAAGCAGAUCCAGGAGCUCACAGGUAAAGAGACUACUGGGCCAGCGCAGGAGUUGGCAGCAUCCGCUGUGGUCCUGUCCUGGUCCCCCAUGGUCCCAUCCCCGGCUGGGUUGUCCCAGGCCAUGCUAGCGUGGAGGAUGGAGGAUGAAGGGCGCAUUAUCAAGGCCAUUAUCACAGACUACAAACCACAGAGCAGCCCUGGGGCGCUCCCAGACCUGCCAGCCUACAUCCUCUUCCUCUGCUUCCGGCAUGCGGACCACUGCUGCGAUGAGCCACGGGCCCGCUCACUUCUGGAUGCAGCCAUCAACGCUAUCAAAAGGGUCAUGAAGAAGCACAGUGGUGACUUUGACAUGGUGGCACUCUGGCUUGCCAACACCUGCCGGCUCCUGAACUGCCUGCGCCAGUACAGCCAGGAUGAGAGCUACUGCCAGGGGAACACGGCGCGGCAGAACGAGCAUCGCCUGCAGAACCUGGACCCCCAGAACUCCUGCCGCAGUCUGGGUGCCCUGGCUGUCCAGCUCUACCAGCAGCUCAUCCGCACGGCUGAGAAGCACCUCAAACCCAUGAUUGUUGCCGCAAUGCUGGAGAGCGAGCCCAUACAGGGCUUGUCCUCCUCCUGCCCUCCUGGCCACCGCCGGUCCUCAGCAGCCCCUACCCACACCCUGCCUGAGCUGCUGCAGCAGUUGGGCUCCUUCCGUGCAGUGCUGGACCGUUAUGGGCUGGCCCCCAGUGUGGGGCACCAGGCGCUGCGCCAGCUCCUCUUCCUCGUCAGUGGCACCACCCUCAACUACCUGCUGCUGAGAAAGGACACAUGCUCCUGGAGCUGCGGCAUCCAGCUCAGGUACAACAUCAGUCAGCUGGAGCAGUGGCUGCGGGCAGAGGGGCUGCAGCAGAGUGGGGCCCGCGAGGUGCUGGAGCCCCUGGUCCAGGCUGCCCAGCUGCUGCAGGUGAAGAAGGUGACGGAGGAGGAUGCCAGAGCUCUCUGCAGUUUGUGCACGGUGCUCUCACCCCAACAGGUUGUGAAGAUCCUCCGAGCUUACACCCCGGCUGUUGGGCUGGAGGAGCGCGUCAGCUCCAGCUUCAUCAGCAGUGUUGAGAAGCAGCUGCAGGACCAGUAUGGAGGGGGACCUAACCAGCUCCUGGUGGACACCAGCCACCUCUUCCCUGUGCACCUGCCCUUCACUGCCUCCCCCCUGCACCUGGAUGAGCUCCACAUCCCUGAUGCCCUCAACCUGGCCUUUCUUGUCCGCCUCUGA